CCCUCUUCUCUACAGUCUGCGCUUCCUCACGGAGCUAGGUGCGUAUCAUUGGAUCAGUAGCGGCUGCCUGCCACACUGUCCAAUCGCAUCUAGGGAGAGAAAAGAGACACAAGGAGAGGGAGAGAGAGAGAGGAAACGAGAGAGAGAGAGAGAAAGAGAGAGAGAUGGGGGAGGGAGGAGAAAGAAAGGAAGAGAGGGACAGAGGGAGAUUGAUCAUUUGAACGUCCUGGGCCUUGCGUUUUCUUGGAGAACAUUUCUACUACAUCCAAAACGUCUUUCCCCUUCUUUUCCACCUUUCUCGGACUGAACGCUUGAGGGUUAUUUUUUUCUUCUUUCUUUUUGGGUUAUUCUCACUCAGAAGACGUGCCAUCGCCACCACCACCAGCAGCAGCAGUAGCAGUAGCAGCAGCAUCAUCAUCAGCAGCAGCAGCAGCAGAGGAAUAUCUCCCAAUAUCCCAUCCCGGGCACGUCGGAUAAGCUGCAGCAGCGAAAACACGAGGCGAUUGCGGUGGACGGGUACGGGAACAUGGUCCGUGGGAUUUCACACCUCUCACCCUGGCUGGGAGGCAGUUUGGGCUUGUUAUGGGGGUGACCGGAAGGAGAGAGUGACAGAGGAACAGUGAUGCUACUGUUUACAUAACGAGACACACACACACACACACACACACACACACAUACACGCACACACACAUUCACAUACACACACACACACACACACACGCUCAAAAUCGCCAGUGCAGGACAUACACACUUUGCUUAAACACUUCCAAACAUACACACACACAGACACGUAUUCAAGGGACUCUCGGACUGAGUCACCACACUGUCAGAGGCACAGAAUCACUGACUCACACACAGAACCAAGCACACACACACACACACACUCAUACACACGAGGAAAAGGUUGUUUGCAAGAGCCAGGACUGUGUGUUGUGUGUGCUAUGGGCCAAGCUGAACAGCAGCUGUGUGUGAGUGUUGGAUAUCUCUGAAGGGUCAACGCAGCCGUAACCCUCCCCCAGUCCCUUCCUCCUACCCUCCCUUCCCUAAUCUCCCAGCUACCCCUAAACACACCAUCAUGUCCGAGCCGAGGACCAGGAGAACUCCCUCGUCUCCUCUCCCGUCCUUUUCCUCCCUGCUUGGGUUUCUAUCCCUCUUCCUCUCCCUCUGCCUCUCCCUUUGUCUCUAUCCGGCCUCCUCAUCGGCGCAGCAAACUGUGCCCGUCAUCUCCACGGCGCAGGGCCGCAUCCGUGGCAUCCUGACCCCACUGCCCUCCGACCUGUUGGGGCCCGUCAUCCAGUACCUGGGAGUACCAUACGCAAGGCCUCCUACGGGGGACCGCCGCUUCCAGCCGCCCGAGCCUCCUUUACCCUGGCCAGGAAUACGAAAUGUGACACAGUUUGCUCCCGUGUGCCCGCAGUCACUGGAUGAGAGGAGCAUGCUGGGAGAUAUGAUGCCGUCCUGGCUCACGGCCAACCUGGAUAUAGCGGCGACGUACCUCACUCACCAGAGUGAGGAUUGUCUCUACCUCAACAUCUACGUGCCCACGGAGGAAGACAUCCAUGAGGAAGGGGGUCAGCGGCCGGUGAUGGUCUAUGUCCACGGUGGCUCAUACACAGAAGGUACUGGUAACAUGAUGGAUGGCAGCGUCCUGGCAAGCUACGGCAACGUCAUUGUCAUAACCCUCAACUAUCGCCUUGGAGUACUGGGAUUUCUUAGUACAGGUGACCAGGCAGCAAAAGGGAACUACGGCUUGCUGGAUCAGAUCCAGGCUCUGCGCUGGGUGAAGGAGAACAUUGCGGCCUUCGGAGGAGACCCAAACAGAGUCACUGUGUUUGGGUCCGGGGCUGGAGCCUCCUGUGUCAGCCUGCUCACCUUGUCUCACUACUCUGAGGACCUGUUCCACAGAGCCAUCAUCCAGAGUGGCAGUGCUUUAGCCAGUUGGGCUGUCAACUACCAGCCCAGCAAGUACGCAAGGCAGCUCGGUGAGAGGGUGGGCUGUGGCAUCGAUGACAGCACCCAACUGGUCGCUUGCCUCCAGGGCCGGAGUUACCGCGAACUUGUGGAGCAGAACAUAACGCCGGCCAAAUAUCACACGGCUUUUGCCCCAGUGAUUGAUGGAGAUGUUAUACCAGAUGACCCCCAGAUUCUGAUGGAGCAGGGAGAGUUUCUGAACUAUGACGUGAUGCUGGGGGUUAAUCAGGGCGAGGGCGUGAAGUUUGUUGAGGGCAUUGUGGACUCAGAGGACGGUGUCACGGCUGAGGACUUUGACUUUGCUGUGUCAGACUUUGUGGAUAGUUUGUAUGGAUACCCAGAAGGCCGUGAUACACUAAGAGAGAGCAUAAGGUUCAUGUACACGGACUGGGCGGACCGUGACAACGCAGAAACCCGGCGAAAGACUCUGGUUGCGCUAUUCACAGACCACCAAUGGGUGGCACCAGCAAUCGCCACAGCUGACCUCCACGCUCAGUAUGGAUCCCCCACAUACUUCUACUCCUUUUACCACCACUGCCAGAGUGACGCCACGCCGCCCUGGGCUGACUCCGCCCAUGGUGAUGAGGUGCCCUAUGUGUUCGGCGUGCCCAUGGUGGGACCCACUGAUCUGUUCAACUGUAACUUCUCCAAGAACGACGUGAUGCUGAGUGCUGUAGUCAUGACUUACUGGACCAACUUUGCCAAGACUGGUGACCCAAACCAGCCGGUUCCUCAAGAUACCAAGUUCAUCCACACUAAACCUAACCGUUUUGAAGAAGUGGCCUGGUCUAAGUACACCCCUAAAGAGCAGCUGUACCUCCACAUUGGCCUGAAGCCCCGUGUCAGAGACCACUACCGUGCCACCAAAAUCUCCUUCUGGCUCCAGCUGGUCCCUCACUUGCAUCAUGUCAAUGAACUCCUCCAAUCGGUGUCCUCCUUCACACAUAGUCCCUCUCCGCAGGAUGACACUCCUUACUCUUACACUAAGCGUCUGGCCAAAGGUUGGCCACCUAGUAGUACACGUCAUCCAAGUUCUCAAGGAGGUACUCCACAGCCGCCAGAGUCUGCUUUAGGUCAAGGUGGAGGGGAGAACGGGGUCCGCGUUCCUAAUGAGGACUACUCGACUGAACUCUCGGUGACAAUUGCGGUGGGAGCGUCACUUUUGUUUCUUAACAUCCUGGCGUUUGCGGCUCUGCUGUACAAGAAAGACAAGAGGCGUCUUGAGCAUCGUCGGCCACGUCCACUUCCACCCCCGAGGCGAGACAUCACACCUGCGGAUGUUGCUGCCCACCUGCAGGGGGAGGGACUGAUGUCAUUACAGGUGAAGCAGCUGGAGUGUGAUGCAGCAUCAGCAGAUGAGAGGAACAACGCUCACCACCAUCAUACACUGGAUACACUGGACGCCCUGGAUGGCUUGGACACCCAGGACAUCUACAGCACACUGGACACCGUGCGCCUCACCUGCCCGCCCGAUUACACCCUCACGUUGCGCCGCUCACCUGACGACGUCCCCCUCAUGACCUCCCUGACCCCAGGGUCGCUGCCUGUGACCCCUGGGUCACACCCUGUUACCCCGGCGACGCCGAUGACUCCCAUGACGCCUGGAUCAGUGGUGGGGAUGAGGAUGGGGCAUCCACACCAGGGAUACACACACCAUAGCCCAUAUAGUAAUACACACUUGCCACACACACACAUCUCCACGCACACACACUCCACCACGCGUGUAUAACCGCAGCAAGAUACUUGCACAUACAGGGACAUAAUUACAAGACACACAUGCUAACACACACACACUCACACACACACACACACACACACACACACGCACGCACGCACGCACGCACACACACACACACACACACACACACACACACACACACACACACACACACACACGCACACACACACACAGAUACACACACACAGACGCAUAAAACAAAAGACUUAAAUACCUCUACUAAUUACCCUGCAGGAUUGUUACAGAUGGAGUGACAGAAAGACAUUUUCAGUAACAGGAUGAAAAGACAGACAGCUGUGUGUUGCAUGUCGGGGAACUGAAGACAAACUGGAUCCCGGGAGAUGCAGUUCUAUGCAUCAUUCGCUCAUAACCUGGAAGAAGACGAGCCAAGACAUCCAUCAAACGUCUGAAAGCCUGCUUUGGAUAUUGAAUCCUCUGCUUUUUCUACACCUGAGGAGGAAGAGGAGGAGUACUGUGGCAAAAGGGUCAGUUAUGGAUCAGUUUACAUCUCCUACUGUACCUGCGCUGCACAAUGAAGCAGUGCUGGGACUGAGCAGAGCAGAUGUAGAUGCAGAACUGAGCUAAGAAGUACCACACACAGACUGCUGAUGUCAACUUGAACAACCUGUGAAAUGUGAAUGUAGCAUUUUUUUCCAUUAAAAGAUCAAAGGCCCUAUCUGCCAAGGAUCAACCUAAGCUGAGGAGAAAAAAAAAAAAUUCAGCGAGAGAUGGAUGUAAAAACAGACAGAGAGGAAGAGGGGAUUAAAAAAACAACAUUAGCUGAAGGAAAAGUUAGUCAGAUGGUGUGAAAGAGAUUAAGAUUUCAUUGAGAGGGAUUUAACAGCUGUGAGUGCGAGAAAGAUGAAGUGAGAUAGAGUGAUAUGGAAAACACAGGAACGGAAAGUGUGCCAAGAGACAGAAAUUAGCUUCAGAAGAAGAAGGGGCCUCUGAAGUGUUGUCAGAUUUACUGAAGAAUCACUCUAACCAGCUAUGUGUUAAACUCUUGUAAAUAGAAUGGAAAGAUACAGAUGAUAUAUUAUGAUUUAUAGCAUUUACCUGCUCUUGCAUUAAAACAUGACUUAUUUAACCACAUUAUUGCUUUCAUUUCAGAUAUUACUAUAUUAUUGUAUAGAUGUCCUGAAGCAAGGCUGGUUGUCUUUUUAUCUCACCCACUGUAGUAUGUACACAGUACCUUUAUUUAAACGCUAUAUUUGCUAUGCACAGUCAUUUCAAUAAUUCUUAACUAUGUAAACAUCUAGAUACCUGUUUAGUAGUUGAAGUAUAAGACAUUCUUCACAACCAUCCUGUCUAUUUGUUUGAUCAUCGGAUGAUGAGCUAGUACUGUGUAGAUAAUGCAAUAUUGGUUUGAUGAUUGAGCACCAGCCAAAAACCAUGACCCCUAACCCUUUCAACCUAAUCCCUUCCUGUUUUCCUUUCCCCCCUUGUUCCUAAAAUUCUUCUUUAAGGACUUAGCAGUAAUUUCCUACUAAACCCAACAUUAAUUAAUGUCUCUGCAGACAGACAGGUGGUGAUGAUUCAGGGGGGGGGUCACAGCGUGUCCCAAGAAGUCAAGAAUGCUUUUUCAUAUUUGUCUGACCUUUAUGUUUAACACCUUACCAGGGGCCCCAGUAUUUAAAAGCCCCUGCUUGAACUACCUAAUGCUGACUGAAACCUUGUCCCUUUCAAAGCCACCGAUUGGAAGAAUUUGGCCAAGUUGCAUUUCAUUAUUAUAAUAAUUGUUGAAGCCCUAAAAUAUCUCCGUAGUGUAGACCCAGAUUUUACAGCCCGGGGUUUGUUUUACUACCUGCUACCACACUGUCAAUUGUUUGGGUACAUAUUUGAUUAAUUAAGGGGAGCGUGGGUGGAGCUGAGGAGGGAUGAUCACAUCAUUUGUGUGACAGUUUGACUCGACAUUGAUGGCAAACACAGCUCCAAACAUACCGCCUUUUAAGCCUUAAUAUCCUCGAGUCUUAAUGGAGCAAUAUUUUUUCAAGUUGCUACCAAGACAUGCUUUAGAAGAUGUUAAAUUAAUUAUUAAAACCCCAACCAGCAUCUUGUAGAAAUAAUGAUUGACUUCAUUUCCGAAGAGUUGGAGGUUUUUCUGCUGACUUCUCAGCGAAUGCUCGAGGGCGGCAGUAGUUGCUGCUAUGUGUCAUCAUAAUAAGAUUUGCAGCAUUCAUAAAAUCAAUUUCAACCAAUUCUUAUUGACAUACAUGUGGCAGAGAUGUGGCACUGUCAUGGCUGCCACUAAAAAUGACAAAUGGUCAAACUGUCUAUUUGGUUGCUACUGUAAAGAUAAAAACCUUAUAUUCCAAUUAAACAACCAACCUCAAACUCCCACACCUUGAUUCUAACCGGUAACUCAACCAAACCCCCUAACCCUGAUUUAGUAUUUUUCCUGUUUUAUUUUAUCUAUCUUACCUUUUCCUGCUCCUUACCUUACCCUAACCUGUCCCUUCCACCCCUGCUCUGCCCCCCUCCCCCUCCCAGCCUCAUCUGUGCGACUACAUGCAGCUUUGUCACAGUGAGGCCUAUUUAACCUCCUCUCAUCCUAAGUAACUUCUUCAUGAGAAAUUUUAGUUAAUUGUCAACAGAAUACAUGAAAAAUGAAAGCCGAAGACAUUUGUGGAUGGCAAGCAAAGAACUUUUACAAAAUGAUAUAAAAAUAACAUUUAACGGAUGUGUUUGAUUGACUGAAUAAUUUUUUUCAUAUGGGUUUAUUGACUCAGCGGAUGGCUGGAUUGUGUCAAGCAUAAAACAUUUCUGCUGCAUUUUUGAAAAAUAAAAAUAUCAGUAUUUUACAAUUUA
This is a messenger RNA of Dicentrarchus labrax (European seabass), 6517 nucleotides long. Its product is annotated as neuroligin-4, X-linked-like. Gene Ontology annotation, cellular component: postsynaptic specialization membrane; synapse; cell surface. Gene Ontology annotation, molecular function: neurexin family protein binding; signaling receptor activity. The transcript has 9 exons. Gene Ontology annotation, biological process: postsynaptic membrane assembly; neuron cell-cell adhesion; synaptic vesicle endocytosis. The record is from RefSeq and is a predicted model, not a curated record. The coding region runs from base 1076 to 3700 and encodes 874 amino acids. NCBI's taxonomy places the organism in Eukaryota, Metazoa, Chordata, Actinopteri, Moronidae.